AUGACUGCGGCCGUGGCGGCGCCCAGUGGUCCAAUGCAUUCAACGAUGUUACCUCUCGCCUUACUUCUCCUCAUCUCAUCUGCUUUGGCCAAAAAUCACCAAGCAGCAUUCUCCAUUUUCAGCCCAAGAGAUGACUGGGAUCUGAAGACUCUUCCCAGCCCCAACGCAACAGGUCAUCUUGUUUUCAACACGAUCAGCUCUCUUUUGCAGCACUGGCCCAAUACGAGAUACCACUCCGGACAUACAAUCGUUCCGGGCGUGAUUCCCCCUGGGACAUUGCUAUACCAUGGAAGGAAGAACCCAAAUGUCCCCACGAGUGCAGAGUGGGUGUCUUUAGACCCCGAAUUCGCAAGGUUUUAUUGUGAUCCCUUGACUGGGCCGCCACCACCAGAACCGCUGCCCGGCCCAGUUGAAUGCUGGUUCCUGACUUUGGUUGCAUCGCAGCCAUUGUCUGUCCUUUACUUCGACGGAAGUAGUGCAACGAAAAACGCCGAUGGGCCUAUGGAUACGCAAGAUAUUGUUGCGUGGGCAGCUGUCUUACCCGAGCGGCACAACAAUGAUUAUGAGUACGAGCGUCUCGACCGCAUGUGUGACUGGGGUCGGGAGGCUGGGUUUGACGCGUUUAUCAGUGAAAUCAUGCUUUGUGAUUUUUCGAAUCGCGUCCAAACUGUCUCUCUCUCGGCCAUCCAAUACGAAGAGAUGUUCCCUCAUCCCGCGUACUCAUUCAUGCACUCGAGUGAAUGGCACGACCACUUCCCAGGCGAGAUCCGUGUUCAACUCGAUCUCACGCGUGUUGUGUCGAUGUAUGACACCGAACUCGUCCCAAGUCUUGUUAGCCAGCGAUCGGGUCAGAAGAGACGAGACCAUCGUGUGUUGGGAAUUUCCCAAGAAGACAUUGCCAACGUCCGUGCGAGGCUGUCAGAGAAAUCGACAAGUGGAAGUGGGAUCGAUUGGCGAGCUUUGUUCAAAGUCAUCCGAGAUCGGCAUACUAAACGCUUGCAAGUGUUGCAACGAACACUUCAUCAAGAAAGAGAAGACUCCGCUGAACGAGCCUUCCGUAUCAUACUCAACAUGAUAACGCCAUACAUUCUCGAUUCAGCAACUCCCCGCAAAGACAGGAAUUGGGCUAGCCACGUUUAUGAGCUUUGUUCUACGACUCAUACCGCCUUUGCUGCUUCACAGACUUCCCUUACACCGUCCGAAAGACUCAUGUUAAAGGCAGCACAAGAGACUACACGUGAAAUUUGUCGUACUCUUGUUGGAAUAUGGGCGGAAGAAACUGCUUCACUAGCUUCCUCAAACAUAUCGAAAUGGCGAUAUGAAGUAGAUCGUCUUGUUGCGUGGCUAGAUUGGGAUGACUGGGUGACCUGCGAACCUGCUUGCGAGCCUGAUGAAUCGUGCUAUUUGCCGGGGGCGCCUUUUUCUAUGGAGAAGUGGAAUGUAUCGGAGCCGAUCUGCGCAAGAUUCUUUGAGCCUUAUCGUGGACUUGAAUGGCUAGACGUACAAGAUGUAUGCUGA
This is a messenger RNA of Mycena indigotica, 1518 nucleotides long. RefSeq names its product J domain-containing protein. The transcript is spliced from 4 exons. Lineage: Eukaryota; Fungi; Basidiomycota; Agaricomycetes; Agaricales; Mycenaceae. The record is from RefSeq and is a predicted model, not a curated record. The coding region runs from base 1 to 1518 and encodes 505 amino acids.